Chroicocephalus ridibundus (black-headed gull) is the source of this 1228-nucleotide messenger RNA. RefSeq names its product solute carrier family 31 member 2 (gene SLC31A2). Gene Ontology annotation, molecular function: copper ion transmembrane transporter activity. The record is from RefSeq and is a predicted model, not a curated record. Gene Ontology annotation, biological process: copper ion transmembrane transport. Bases 91 to 501 code for a protein of 136 amino acids. Gene Ontology annotation, cellular component: plasma membrane. The transcript is spliced from 4 exons. NCBI's taxonomy places the organism in Eukaryota, Metazoa, Chordata, Aves, Charadriiformes, Laridae.
ACGGGGCGGGCGACAGCGGGACGGGCUGAGCGGGGACGGGCUGCGCUGCACCGGGACGGGUUGCUCCGGGACGGGCUCCGCGCUGCCGCCAUGCAGAUGUCCUUCUACUUCUCGGACACGGUGGUGCUGCUCUUUGACUUUUGGAGCGUCCACACCCCCACAGGGAUGGCGCUCUCCGUGCUGGUGAUCCUGCUGCUGUCCGUGCUUUACGAAGCCGUGAAGAUGGGCAAGGCCGUGCUGCUGCGGCAGGCGCUGCUGGCUCUGCCCCGCAGCAUCAGCCAGGAGUCGCUGCUGGAGCCCAAGGAGGGGGACACCGGCCCCACGCAGGGCAGGUGGUUUCGGUACCACGUCGGCCAGACACUGUUCCACGUGGUGCAGGUGGUGCUGGGCUACAUGGUGAUGCUGGCCGUCAUGUCCUACAACGCCUGGAUCUUCCUGGGGGCCAUCGCCGGCUCCACGCUGGGCUAUUUCGUGGUGUACCCCCUGCUCGGUCGGGGCUAGAUCCACCCCCCCGCCCCGCCUAGUCCCCCCGGGAUGGUGGGUGAUGUGCUCCACGCCUCCUGCUACCUUGUGUGGAAUAGCUGCUGUGACUUCUGCUGGGUCUGUCCUUGUCCCCGUGCUGUGUGGGACGCAGCACCCCAGGGACAUGCUGUGGGGACCCUCAGUGCUGGGGGAGGCGCUGGGAGCCCCACGGCCAGCACCCUGCCACGCGUCCACGCUCCUCGGCGGGUGGCUGUCCCCCGGCUCUCAGGGAGCUUUGGCCGGGUGAUGACAGUGGGGGGGUGCUGGGCAUUUCCUUCCCCCCCCACAGACACUUUUCGGGGGGGUGGGUUCAUCCUGGCUGGAAUGGGAAUGGUCCAGUGUGCAGGGAAGGGGACGUGCUGGGGACAGGCACCCGGAGCUGCUCUGCAGCAAGCCCCUCUUCACACAGUGCCUUUUGGGAGUAAUGGGGGGGGGGGGGGAGUGGGUCCUGCUGCCCCCCCCCCCCUCCUGCACAGUGCUUCAGGGAUGGGGUGGGAGCACCCCCCGCACCGUCGGGGUGGCCGUGCCGAGGGGAAGCUGCUGCUGCGGGUGCCUCUUGCUGCUUCCUCGGGACACCCCUUUUAAUAAAAAUCAUCUCGGGUGGUCGAGUCCUGGCUCGUGUUGCCGCUGGGUGGCCCCGGGAUGUGACACCCCCCCGCCCCUGCACCCCCAGUCACAGUGGGAGGGGGGAGCCCCAGCCCUACCC